This is a messenger RNA of Dermacentor albipictus, 2042 nucleotides long. NCBI's taxonomy places the organism in Eukaryota, Metazoa, Arthropoda, Arachnida, Ixodida, Ixodidae. The record is from RefSeq and is a predicted model, not a curated record.
GCCCAGGGGGCAGCAGCAGUCUGAAUGCAAACAUGUCUUCUGUCUACCGUGCACGGUUCGAGUUGAAUGGCUUCGUGGUGUUUCGUUGACUCGCCGAGGUCCUUUUAAUAUGUUUCUGUCUGUUUCUACACGUUUGCUACAAAUUUAAAAGUUUCGUGUUUGAAGUCAGCGUGCGUAAUGCCGCUUUAAAUUAUUGUCUGCUGGUUUUCAUCACCCCAAAAGGCACGAGAGCGAUGUAGCCAAAUCUGCCAUAAAAGCAAGUUAUGGUCCGAGGCUACUAGGGCUGCGUGGAGCUCGGACCUUGCGCAGCCACAGCAGUGACGUGCUGAGAUGGCAGCCCACUUGUGCCUGGAGGAAGCAGAGGUCGUACGAUUGGUGCUGGAGUUUCUGGCCAAUCGGGAGCUGAGCAUCAGCCAGCUGGCAUUGGAGCGUGAAUCGGGUGUCAUUAAUGAUGCCCUCUCUGAUGACCUGCUUUUCUUGCGGCAACUUAUACUGGAUGGCCAGUGGGAUGAUGCCCUUGGCUUUGUGGAACCCCUUGAAGUCAUGGAAGCCUUCGACAUCAAGCGUUUCAAAUUCUCUGUGCUAAAGCACAAGUUCCUCGAGCUGCUGUGCAUCCGAUCUGAGGCUGGGCUGGUGCAGAGCGCUGAGCUGGGUGUGGACGAAAUGGUGGCCUGCCUUGGGGCCCUGGAGCAGUGCAGCCCCUCACGCGAGCACUACAACCAGCUCUGUCUGCUACUUACCUUUCCCCGACUCUGUGAUCAUCUUGACUACAAGCACUGGAAUCCCAGCAAUGCCCGAAUCAACUGCUUCAGAGAGGUACUGCCACUUGUGGAGAAGCUGCUACCAUCUCCAGUAAAGUCCCCUGUGUCAGUUCAGCGUACAUCGUCUGGCGACCGUCUUGUCCAGUUGCUCAUUAAGGGUAUCUUGUACGAAUCCUGCGUUAACCUCUGCCAGAAAAAGGCAACCCUUCCGCCAAGCAGCGCUCGGGAUGAUGAGUUUCACUUUGCCGAACUCCUAGGAAAUGCCGAUGCCGAUCUCAGCCUGUUCUCAUGGCUCCAGUGCCUCCCGCCAGAAGUGUUCUCUUACCCAUUUGAACAGAAAGUGCUUAAUGUUGACAUACGGCAGUUAGUUAAGCCGUUCCUUGAAGCAUCCUGGACAGAGCAGAUUCUGGCAACGCCAAUCAAGCCACGUGUCUUCCCUCACUCUGCUGUUCCACGCACCCCAAUGAGCCGUUCGCUCAUAAUGGCUAGCGUGGAAGGCGGCCUUUUUUCUGCAGGCAGUCAUCCAGCCCUCAGUGGUUGUGCCAAGAUGGCCCUUUCAAUGGCAGACCUGUCCUCAUCCAUGUCACGGUCAUUUGGGGCCUUCCAUCUUACAGGGAAAAAGCUGAUGAAUACAUCUGUUGACCGGCUCUUUGAAGUGGGUGAUGUAUUCAGCACAAGCUGCACGGACAUUCGGACAGGCACCUUGCCCGAUUUGCUCAAGGAGGAAGAGGAAGAGAACAAGGAUGGCAAUGAAAGUAAAGCCAGCGAUGCAGACAAAUCUCAGUUUUGGAAAGAAUUCCAACGUCUCAGGAGGAACCUUCAUCACCAUCUGGAUGCGGCUAUGGCAAUGUCACCAGCGGUGGUUGAGAGUGACAAAAGGACGUCAAACUCAGUGGUAGCAGUUCCACCUUCACCAACACGAACACCUACACCUACUUCUGCCCCAACAAGUGCCACUACCUCUGCGCCUUCACGCACAAAAUCUGCUGCUGAAGUAACACUUGUAUCCCCAGCAUUAACGCCAAUUGUCAAACAACACAGAAAGGUAGUGUAAAAUUUACGACAAGCACACCACGAAAUCCAAGGACAGCACCUGCACAUGUGACAACAGUUACGAUAGAUGGAGUGGUGAAGAACCUCUCUGAAGAUCUCCGGUCCACUGACAGCUAUCCAGAACACAGUGAUUCAAGCGUUCAUUCGGACACGAGGUCAAUAAGCGCCCAAUCUCGGUCAUCAGGGCAGCCUUCGAGUGCUGGAUCGGCAAGAGUCCUCAUCAACACG